Messenger RNA from Pristis pectinata (smalltooth sawfish), 1094 nucleotides. Its product is annotated as fibroblast growth factor-binding protein 2-like. NCBI's taxonomy places the organism in Eukaryota, Metazoa, Chordata, Chondrichthyes, Rhinopristiformes, Pristidae. The record is from RefSeq and is a predicted model, not a curated record. The transcript is spliced from 2 exons. Bases 211 to 942 code for a protein of 243 amino acids. Gene Ontology annotation, molecular function: growth factor binding. Gene Ontology annotation, biological process: cell-cell signaling.
GUGGUUUCUGGGCACUUCUGCCCAAUCGGAGAUGCAUUCAGCCGCUGCUUUGCAUACAGUCUGCAUUCCUGGAGGUGAGACUGCGGCUCUGCAGGUCACUCACAGAGCGACUCUCACUGGGUGGACGAGUAUUUCGAUAGGAAACAUCGCAUUCCCGUCCCGGGCUCGGACCGAUCAUUAAUUGCAGCUUCCCGGGAACCAGCCUGUGCUAUGAAGCUCCUGUGCGUUCCCUUCUUGUUUCUCUUCCUGCUGUGUCUCACCUUCUCGCCGGGAGAAGGAGCGAAGAGCGGAGAUAGCAACGAACAGUUAAAUCGACCGAGUAAAAAGCGAAAAGGGAAAUCCUUGCCAACUGGAGGUGCGCUGACCACGAAAGAUAACCAUGCGUGUUCCUGGAAUGUCACUGGAGAGGGAGAGUUAACUCUGCAAAUCAGUUGCAGUUACCAAGGCGGCAGCUACUGGUGUAACUACACGGGGAGGCCGCAGUCUUGCCCCACUUACAACACUAAAGCUGCCCAGUACUGGAAACAGGCGAUCGGCAAAGUGAAGAGGAAGAAACACGCCUGCGAGGGAGAUAAAACCUUAAAGACGCGGAUCUGCAAAAAGGCACCGACAGAAUCUCAAAUGAAAUUGAAGGGCAAGAGUUGGAACCCCAGCAAGCGGGAAGACAAGGUUUAUUCGAAGAGUGCCGGGCGCAAGAAGGCUUUGGGGAAAGUGCCGGCUGAGAAAGCCCUGGCACUGGUGCGUGUUAACUCUACUGAAACCCUGUUUGAAAAGAAACGGGGUAAAUCUAAGGCCUCCGAAUCCACAAAGAGCGAUGGCCAGAGCGCAUUGGGCGAAAUGAGCGAUGAUGACCCCGAGUUUCAGGAGGAGCUGUCCCACACUUACUGUGCCGAGAAGUGGCAUUCGCUCUGCUCAUUUUUUGUCAACCUGUGGAACGGCUAGUCCCACUCACGUGGUUUCCUUUCCAUAGGGGAACCCCUGUGUUAGGCCUGGGUCCACACGAAACACCACUUUCCUCCGCUGUGGUUAAUAUUAAUUCACGAAAACCAGAAAAUAGCUCCUAAUUCAGACCCAUCUCUUAAUUCAACCGACUC